Molecule: messenger RNA, 1703 nt
Organism: Macrosteles quadrilineatus (aster leafhopper)
Lineage: Eukaryota; Metazoa; Arthropoda; Insecta; Hemiptera; Cicadellidae
Product: ATP-dependent zinc metalloprotease YME1L-like
Exons: 1
Coding region: 1-1596 (531 amino acids)
Biological process (GO): protein quality control for misfolded or incompletely synthesized proteins; mitochondrion organization
Cellular component (GO): mitochondrial inner membrane
Molecular function (GO): metalloendopeptidase activity; ATP-dependent peptidase activity; ATP hydrolysis activity
Source: RefSeq, a predicted model, not a curated record
AUGAGAAACUUGAAAGAAUAUAACCAAAGCUUGGAAAAAGAGAAGUUGCCCCCUGAACAGCACCAGAGAGCGUUGCUUGCAUAUGUGGAGGGUUAUGUGAGUGGCAAAGAUACAGCAGGACAGAUGCCUUGGUGGAAAAAGUGGACCACAUUGUUAGGAUCACUUUUUUCAAUCGGCACAUCACUGGUGCUUAUUUUAUAUUUAUAUUCAAAUAUGAGCUCUUUAGGUUCUCUGUUUGAGUCACCGGAGUCAAAAGAAUUUAUGGAGUUGAGUCAUAAAUUCAUUGAUGUCAAAGGAGCAGACGAAGCGAAACAGGAAUUGAAAAACGUUGUUGAGUUUUUGAAAAAUCCCGAAAAGUUUACUAAACUCGGAGGAAAAUUACCAAAAGGAAUUCUUCUUGUCGGUCCACCAGGAACAGGCAAGACUCUCUUGGCAAAAGCUAUUGCUGGGGAGGCUGGAGUCCCUUUCUACAGCAAAUCUGGAGCUGAGUUUGAUGAAAUAUUUGUCGGCCUCGGAGCGAAGAGGAUUAGAGACCUUUUUAGACUAGCCAAGGAAAACACUCCAUGUGUGAUAUUCAUUGACGAAAUUGACUCUAUAGGAAAACAACGAACAUCGAGUGUUAUGCAUCCACACGCUAACGACACAAUCAACCAGUUACUGACAGAAAUGGACGGGUUUAAAAGCAACAGCGGAAUUAUCGUCUUAGGAGCGACAAAUAGGAGAGGUGAUCUAGACACAGCCCUCCUGAGGCCAGGAAGGUUUGACGUUGAAGUAAACGUUUCUGUCCCGGAUUACAAAGGUAGAACAGAGCUGCUCAAUCACUACUUGGGUCAAGUGCCCCAUGGUGAUAUCGAUGUAGAGAAAAUCGCAAGAGGAACAACCAACUUUACUGGAGCAGACAUAGAGAGCAUGGUGAACCAGGCCGCAUUGAGAGCAGCUGUGUUGGGAGCAAAACUCGUCAGUACAGAGCAUAUAGAAUACGCUAGAGAUAAGGCGUUGAUGGGACCGGAGAAACUAUCGAAAAUACUAGAUGAAGAAACCAACAAGAUCACAGCUUACCACGAGGGCGGACAUACUGUGGUGGCUUACUUCACAGAACACGCACAACCUCUGCACAAAGUGACAAUCGUUGCUAGAGGGUCUUCUCUGGGACACACGUCUUACAUCCCUAGCAAAGAUGUUUACCAUGUGACAAAGACGCAACUACUAGCCAUGAUCGACACCAUGAUGGGGGGCCGGGCCGCUGAGGAACUCAUAUUUGGAACAGAAAAGGUUACCUCUGGAGCAUCUAGUGAUUUGGAGAAAGCAACUGAUCUGGCUUCGGAGAUGGUUAAAAAGUGGGGAAUGUCAGAGGAAGUGGGGUUAUCGAGUUACAGCAACCGGACCCUGAUGAGUCCUCAAACUGCAAAUCUGAUAGAUGCAGAGGUUAAAAAAAUCCUGAAAGAAUCUUACGAAAGAGCUAAAAACAUCCUUAUCGCUCACAAGGACAAACAUAGAGAACUGUCUGAAGCUCUUUUGAAGUAUGAAACACUCGAUGCGGAUGAGAUUAGUUUAAUCAUGGAAGGCAAGACUAUUAGGAAGCCGCAACAGAAGUAAAUCUUUAUCGGUGGAGUAAGAAAUUAUAAAUUAUAUAACUAGCUAUUGUGUCACAAGUGUUUUGGAGGUUAGUAAAAAUACUAAUCAUAUGAACAAAAAUAAAUUGA